Molecule: messenger RNA, 1461 nt
Organism: Symbiodinium pilosum
Lineage: Eukaryota; Dinophyceae; Suessiales; Symbiodiniaceae
Source: the annotation of a GenBank genome assembly
AUGGCAGAAGAUGCGACAGAAGCUGCGGCUGCGCCUGCGCCCGCAAGCUCCCGGAAAGUCCUCGUCAUAGGUGACGAGACGUUUGCAUACACCUCCGGUCUACAAGAAGCCUAUGCAGAGGUCGAGUUUACGGCAUGCUCCGUGCUGUCAACUACGAACAUCGCCUCCAAAGAAGCGAAUGCAUUCCCGCCCAACCUGAAAGGUAGGGCAAAGCAUAUGCAGAAUCCGCUGCUUGCUGGGAAAGUUUAUCCAGCUGCUGGCUUCGAUGAGCUCAUGUUCUUUCUCCCGGGUCUCAGCUUCCUGGUGCCCAAGGAACUUGGCACCUCGGACAGGCCGCUGUAUGCGUAUAGACUGCAUCACUUUGUGUUUCAUUUGCUGCGCACUACAAAGGUUCUGCUGAAGGGCGAGAGCGAUCUCCACGUCGUUUGGCCAGAGGAGACAUGCUUGAUGAGUUCUCCAUGCGGCGCUGCAGGCAUCGAGCUUGUUCAGCUGUUGAGAUUCCUAGGUUGCAAACAGCAGCCGGAAGCUCGAUACAGUUUAGACAAGCUGAAGCCAGAGAGCCUGAAGCCCGUAGUCUUCGGGUCCGUGCAGAGCGAGCUACCGGAAUGGCUGCAGGGAAUGCAGAUGCUCCGGUUCACCAUAGACACUGGGCCCAUAAAAGUGCCACUCCCUGUGGCCUUACAGAUCCACCCGGACCUGGAGCUCGUUGGCCUCCGGGAGCGUAGCUCCAUCCAGGGAGUGGAGGGUCCAAAGGACACGGCGCCCCUGAAGGCUCAGCUUGUCCACGAGGCCCUCGCUCGGAAAGCGCGGCUGAAGGACAUGUAUGGACCCCAUGACAAGGGGGAAAUGCCUUCCAGCUUUGAUUUAGUUAGGGAAGCGCCAGCACCCGAUCCGGAGGCGCUCCUCUCGGUGCCCAUGGAGGUAUUCAUGAUGUCGUUUGAUGAGCUUCCACAUUUUGGUAACUGCAUGAAAUAUCAGGUAGCGGAGGACCAGCCUCAGAUUUCGCAUGUCUCGAUUGACGUGCUUGAUCCCCGGCUUCCCACUCGCGUGGCGCGUCCUGCGCCGGUGGCCCCGCCGAUGCCGAUGGCUCCACCCGUGGUGGCCGUGAAGAAACGGUCCCGCCCCAAGGAGGAGGAGUGGGGAGAGAUGAAAUUCUACUGCCCCCUCACCAAGAUCGCCACCCCCACAGCCGAGAAGAUGCGGCUUCACAUGGAAGGCGAGCUGUACAAAAAGUUUGCGGCCAGAGAUCCCAACUGGGAUUCCUCAGAUGACAAGAAAGACCUUCUCUUCGACCUGGAGGAGGAGGAAGCAAAGAGGGCCAAGAAAGACAAGGGCAAAGGAGGAGGCAAGGGGAAGGGUGGAGGCAAGUCCAAAGGCAAGUCCGAUGGAAAGUCUAAAGAUGGUAAAUCUAAGGGUGGAGGCAAAUCCAAGGGAAAGAGUGGCGGCAAAAGCCGCUACUGA